This is a messenger RNA of Colletotrichum scovillei, 645 nucleotides long. RefSeq names its product acetyltransferase. The record is from RefSeq and is a predicted model, not a curated record. The coding region runs from base 85 to 645 and encodes 186 amino acids. Gene Ontology annotation, molecular function: acyltransferase activity, transferring groups other than amino-acyl groups. NCBI's taxonomy places the organism in Eukaryota, Fungi, Ascomycota, Sordariomycetes, Glomerellales, Glomerellaceae. The transcript has a single exon.
GCCACAUAGUCCACGCUUCUUUGCAAGUCUUUCCGACCAUAGAAGCAAUUGACAACCAGCGACUGCCAUUCGCCCCUUACCAAUAUGCCCGUCAAACUACGCCCCGCUACCCCGGCAGACGGCCCGGCCCUCGCAUCCAUCUACCUCUCCGCCUUCCACGACAACCCGGUGGCCAUAACAUGCUUCCCUGCGACCACGCAAGUCCGCAACUUUCUCGCCAAAUCUUUUGCGGAAGAGAUAAGCGAACCUAGAUCUCAGUGGCUCGUCAUCACUGAUCCAGACUACGAGGACCCUGACCUUCCUAUCGCUUGCGCAAAGUGGGUUCGCCCAGCAGGGCCCAACGAGACAAACGUCGAGCCGCCGCCUCCGGCAGAUGUCUGGCCGCAAGAGGGCAACCCGGAGUUUGCGAACCACUUCUUUGGGUCCAUUGGCAGGAAGCACGCCGAGAUCAUGGGAGAAACCAGACACUGGUACCUUGAGCUUAUCAUUUGCCGGAAAGAGCACCAGGGAAAAGGCGCAGCUAGCCCACUCCUGAGAUGGGGCAUCGAAAGGGCAGACGAGGAAGGAAAGUUGGCGUUCUUGGAGGCUGUGCCUCUGGCAAAGGAAUCUACGAAAAGUAUGGGUUUCAAUCAUUAUACCGCCUAG